Molecule: messenger RNA, 2769 nt
Organism: Dendronephthya gigantea
Lineage: Eukaryota; Metazoa; Cnidaria; Anthozoa; Malacalcyonacea; Nephtheidae
Product: zinc finger MYM-type protein 1-like
Exons: 2
Coding region: 208-2604 (798 amino acids)
Molecular function (GO): protein dimerization activity
Source: RefSeq, a predicted model, not a curated record
UUUGGUUAAUUAAGUCAUAUUUUACCCUAACGGUCGGUAUAAAAGCCGGUCACUUUAUACAUUAUUCAUGAGUGUUAGUGAAUCGUGAAGAGUCUGAAGAACAUCUAAUAUAGCUGAAUUUUGUGAAAUCUUUUGUUUUCAAUACCAAAACACAACGUGAGUGAUUUUUCAUUUGCGAAUUGUUGGACAAACCGAGUAGAGAGAACAAUGAAAAGGCGCCAACCGUCGCUUACAGAUUUUUUCCACAAGAAAAACAAAGUUCCAGAAUCGAACCCACAUGCACAACUGGCAAUUGAUCAAGAUCAAUAUCCAGAACUUGAAGAUGAACGAGAUGAACAUGAGACUGGACGAGACAAUGCUGAGCGGGAUAAUGCUGAACCAGAUGGAGUUCAACUUCAUACAAUUUGUGAUCCUGAAGAGACUCAAGAGAGAUCCACCCCUGAAACUAGCCAAGCAAGCUCCUGUGAUCUCGAUCAAGAAUUGGACAAACCAUCACAACCGAAGCUCCAGAAAUUUCCAAUAAAUACAAACUUUUCAAGCAAAAAAACGAGAUCUUUCAACGCAAACUGGUACAACCGCUUCGACUGGCUAGAGUAUAAUGUUCAAAGCGAUGCAGCAUUUUGCUUUGCUUGUAAAAACUUCUGCUCAAGAAAUUCCGCAGACACCACAUUUACCGUAACUGGCUUUAGAAAGUGGACUAAUGCGCUAGAUAAGGACAAAGGUUUUACGAAACACCAGAAAUCAGAAGUUCACAAAAAUUGCUACGAGAAAUGGAAAGCAAAGGCCCGAAUAUCAGACGGAAUAGAUACAAGUAUACUUGAGAAACUGGUUCCCGAUCAAGCGAAAACAACUCAAAAUAACAGAGAUUACUUUAAACUUCUGUUCCAGUACGUAAUUUGGUUUGCAACGAACGAAAUAGCAUUCCGGGGCCACGACGAGGCAGCUGAUUCGAAAAACCCAGGCAACUGGACAACGUUUAUCAAGAUGCAAUUACAGACCAACAAGGAGUUUCGAAGUCUCCACCAAGCGAUAACAGAAAAAAGGCUUCUUGUUGACUACACCAGUAAAACGUCUCUUAAUGAAAUGCUGUCUGUACUCGCGGUUCAGAUACGGAAAGAGAUAUGCCAUCAGAUCGAAACUGCCGGGUGCUUCAGUGCGCUGAUCGACGAAAGCAAAGACAAAGGCAAGAGGGAAGAGCUUGCUUUCUCUGUUCGUUACUACACCAACAAGGUACAAGAGAGAUUUCUAUCCAUGACUGCACUCACCAAAUUUGAUGCAGAAGCUAUCUCAGCAGUUACGAAAGACCUGAUCUCUGACGUACAGCAGAAAUCCAACGGAUCGCCUAUUAUCAGCCUCGGCGCAGAUGGCGCUAGCGUGAUGUCUGGCUGGUUAGCAGGAGUCGCAGAACUGCUUCGAUCAAGGUAUUUUGAAUGGCUAGUUUACAUCCAUUGUACUGCCCAUCGUUUGAAUUUGGUUGUAGGAGACAUGCUAAAUGCAUCUUUGUCGUCAAUGGAUGUUAUGACCACAAUAAAAUCCUGCCAUACACUGCUUAAUAAACCGAAGAUCAGACAAAAGUACGAAUCACUCCACAGAGAAAUGUAUCCUGGCAAACAAGUUAAACAUAUUGUGCAGCAAAUCGAUGUUCGUUGGGGAUGCAAAUACGAAGCCGUUAAUGUUAUAUCUGAAAGAUUUGAUGUUGUCCUCACGACUCUGAUAGAUGUGGCAAACAACCCCGGUGGAAGUGAUGAAGAUGAUGAGUAUCAGUAUACGAAGUCACAGGCAGAAACAGCAGCUGGACUGUACCACAAACUGAUGUCAGGAAAGUUCAUCGUGGGUCUGACAACACUUCAUAAGUAUCUCGGCAAGCUAUACUUCCUUAAUAAAGAACUUCAGACCGAAAAAAUUGAUUGGACGGACGUUCAAUACGAGCUGACCCGAACUCGGGACUUAAUUAACAACAUUAAAGAUGAGGACAUAUUCAUUGCGUCGAAAGAAAUUUCAAGAAAGACUGGAAAUCCCUUAGCUCUCUGCGACACAAUGCCUAUCCACAACCUUAGAGCUACAACAGUUAUGACUCCCGACGAUCAGGAUCAUCAGGUAAAAGAAUUUAUUGCAGAUCUCAAUGCAGAGCUGAAAAAUAAACUCAACGAUGAGUUCAAUGUCAGAUUUGACUCCAAGAACAUAGACAUCCUUAGAGCUAUCAAUGCUCUUAAUGCAGGUUCAGAUACCUACUUGAACUUAAGUGAGCUAGAUGUGCUACUGAAUACCUUCAGCUGUCUCAACAUUAACAGAUCUAUCCUCGAACUAGAAAUCGAAAGAGCUGAAGUUGAUUAUCGUCUUGGUCUACCAAUAAAUCCAAACAGGCUUCCGAACUUAACCACUUUAAUUGCAGUUAAGAACACCAUCUCGACAUCAACCGCUUCAGUGGAAAGAGCAUUUUCCGGCAUGAAUCGUGUCUGCACGAAGCUACGAUCCACCCUUCUUCCAGAAAGAUUAAGUGAUCUUUUAUGCAUUUCGUUAAACAGAGAUGUUGCUGAUUUACUGGAUUUGGACGAAGUCGUAACAGCAUGGGGAAACAUGCGCAAUAGGAGGGCUAAAGUCUAAGUCAUGAACUGACUAACUACUAACUAGUCUAACUGCAUGUAUAUAAUGUAUAAUGUACUUAUUGCUAACCUGAGAAUUGAGAACUUGAACAUCUGCACAAAUUUGAAAUAUUGCAAAGAAGUAUUGUACAGCAAUACAACUAGAAUUUAUAAUUUUUAUAUAUUA